AUGCUUUAUCACAUCGAUUUGCUGGAAUUAAAACCGAACAUACGAUUGGAAAAUGUUAUCAAAAGCAUUUCUAGCCAACUGAUAAACUCAGAACAAGCCUACGCAUCAGCACUCGAUUGCGCAACUAACACCAGCGGCAACCUUACUAAUAUAAUAGAAACAAAAUCCACUAAACCCCAGCCACUUCUUCAAGCUGCCGCCGAUAGCAGCGCACCUGAGACGCUUUUCCUGCAACAAAUAAUUAACAAUUAUGUCGACCCCCUGCGGCAGGCAAUUACAAAAUUGCAACGAAAGUUGUUGGAACCCACACAGAAGAAAUUCUAUUUGCAUCGUCGUGUCGGCCACCUGUUGCCGCUGACUAACGUCUGCUUCGACAGGAGCGGUACGCGCUGCUUGACCGGCAGUUAUGAUCGUACCUGUCGCAUAAUUAACACAGACGACUCGGGCGAAGAGCAACUGUUAAAGGGGCAUGAUAAUGUUGUAUUCUCGGUUGCCUUCAACCAGCCAAAAUGCGACAAAGUGGUCACUGGCUCUUUUGAUGGUACGGCCAGAGUAUGGCAUACAUCAAAUGCUCAAUCAGUAUGUACGCUGUACGGACACACUGCCGAACUGGUAAUGGCUGAAUUUGACCCCAUACAAUCGACCAUGGUGGCUACCGCUUCAAUGGAUGGCAGCGCGCGCCUAUUCGACAUAGAAACAGCCUUUGAGCUGCACGUCCUCAACCAUCAUGGUGCCGAAGUGAUAGCCAGUCGCUUUAGUCGCUGUGGCACUAUGCUGCUAACAGCUUCUUUCGAUGGCACUGCGGCCAUUUGGGAUAUACGACAGGGUUGCCUCAUCUCGCAAUUGCGUGGGCACACCGCUGAGCUUAGCAAUUGCAUAUGGAAUUUCGCUUGUAAUCGCAUUGCUACUUCUUCGCUGGACAGCACAGCGCAACUGUGGGAUAUCCGUAAGCUCGAUGUGCCACUUUUUAACAUCACCGGGCAUCGCGAGGAGGUGCUUGAUGUUUGCUUUGACUCUACUGGCUGCCGAUUGGCCACUUGUAGCAGUGAUUGUACAGCACGCGUGUGGAAUGUACGUGGCGAAUUGGAGCAGCUGUCGGUUAUGGAGGGUCAUAAAGAUGAGGUUUCCAAGGUUUGUUUCAGUCCGCCAGGCGCUCUGCUAAUGACCGCCUCGGCUGAUCAUACGGCGCGCUUGUGGCUUACUGAGACAGGUCAAUGUUCGCAAGUCUUGAGUGGCCACGAUUCUGAAGUGUUUUCUUGCGCCUUCAGCUAUGCGGGUGAUAUAAUUGUAACGGCAUCUAAGGACAACACUUGCCGCUUAUGGAGAUGAUAUGACUGGUAUACGGUUGGAUUCAGUGAUAUGGAUUAAAGCGAAGUUAAGAUUAUCAGCAACAUAUGUACAUAUCUUAGUAGAGGGAGGCGCCUUUUUCUGUAGUAUUGCGUUAAUGAUUUAUAGCAGCGACCGAAA
Molecule: messenger RNA, 1467 nt
Organism: Rhagoletis pomonella (apple maggot)
Lineage: Eukaryota; Metazoa; Arthropoda; Insecta; Diptera; Tephritidae
Product: dynein assembly factor with WDR repeat domains 1
Exons: 5
Coding region: 1-1329 (442 amino acids)
Biological process (GO): mRNA splicing, via spliceosome
Cellular component (GO): U4/U6 x U5 tri-snRNP complex
Molecular function (GO): U4 snRNA binding; protein binding; U6 snRNA binding
Source: RefSeq, a predicted model, not a curated record